This is a messenger RNA of Sclerotinia borealis F-4128, 2199 nucleotides long. The record is from the annotation of a GenBank genome assembly. Lineage: Eukaryota; Fungi; Ascomycota; Leotiomycetes; Helotiales; Sclerotiniaceae.
AUGUCUGUAAGAGUUGUUGCAAGGAUACGUCCUCUCCUACCAAAGGAAUUGGAUAAAGAUACCAUCGUGCGCGCCGAGAGCAGUCAAGACAGCAAAACUUUCAAUGUAGUCCGGAUACCGAACCCUAAAAACGAGUCGGAGGAGUUCAGCUUUACCUUCAAUGGCGUCUACGACAUGGGAACAUCACAAGAGGAGUUAUUUACGAACGAGAUUGCGCCCACGCUCAAAUCAUUGUUCCAAGGACUCGAUGUUACACUGUUUGCAUACGGGGUUACUGGGACAGGAAAAACACACACAAUGCGCGGCGGGACGAAGUUGGCAGACCGUGGAAUUAUACCCCGAUUAUUGAGUGGAAUUUAUCGACGCGGUCGUAAGGUUGCCAAGGAUUCCGAUGAAGAAACAUCGGUCAAUGUUAUGUUAUCUUACUACGAAAUAUAUAACGAUAAAGUCUUCGACCUUUUCGAAUCUCUGGAUAAACGAUCUCUUGCUGGUUUGCCUCUUCGAGAAAAGGAUGGGAAAACAAUAGUUGUUGGACUAUCAGAAAGGUCCUGCAAUGAUCUAAACGAUUUCGAAAAGUUAUAUAUCGAAGCCAACAACAAUCGGAGCACAGCGGGAACCAAACUUAAUGCGCAAAGUAGUCGAAGCCAUGCCAUUCUGAUGGUUAAGGUAACACAGACCACUGGUGAUGGGAGUUUGGUCAGUACCGCAUCCGCAAUUGAUUUGGCGGGAUCAGAGGACAACCGGAGAACAGAUAAUGGCAAGGAGAGAAUGAUUGAGUCUGCAAGCAUCAACAAGAGUUUGUUUGUGCUCAGUCAGUGUAUUGAUGCUAUCGGCAGAGGCGACAAGAGAAUUCCAUAUCGAGAAUCCAAAAUGACACGAAUCCUUAGUUUGGGUCAAAACAAUGGUAUCACUAUAAUGGUUUUGAAUCUUGCACCCUUACGUUCAUACCAUCUAGAUACUUUAUCUUCUUUGAACGUGAGUUCAAGAGCCAAGAGGAUAGAGGUCAGGGAGAUUGAGAAUGAAGUGGUGUUCACGCAGCUACCCAGAAAACCAGCGGGAGCCAGCAUGCAGCGACAGCCAUUGAGACCUAUCACGAAUUCACAUAACACUGUAACCAACCCAGCCGAAAAGGUAGAUAAAUCCGCCAAAGCCUUCUCUGUAUACACAGAUAAAAGCAAAGCAACUGUUGCCCGACCAUCGAACAACACUCAACCGCUCCGCAGCUCGAAUUUGAAUAAGAAAAGGCCAUCUGAUGGGGUUAUCGGCUCACGGAUUACCAAAAUCGCCAGGCCUGCGCCUUCCGGAUAUAAAUCGACUACAGCUGAUAUUUCGGCGGCGAAGAUUGAGGAAAUGGUUGAGCGCAAGGUCUCAGAAAUCCUCGCCAACCGUGCUUUACAACAGACAUCAAACUCGGCACCCACUGAGAUUAGUGAGGCGGUUCAGAAAAGACUGGAGGCAUUGGAAAAGAAGAUUGAUGAGAACUCGGCAGAAGAUGCAAGGUCGGAAGGGCUCAGGUUUCUGCUCAUGGCGAGACAGCAUAAAGAGCGCGGUGAAGAGACCAGCGCUCUAAAGAUGUAUGAAAUGGCUCUUCCUUUCUUCCCUGGCCAGGAGAAAUUGCUGAAGAAGAUUGAGUAUCUCAGAACCAAAAUCCAAGAAAGAAAUACUGGUGUAGCAGCCAAGCAUGUACCGGUAGACACAGAUAGACGAAAGCCUACUGCUCCAUUCUUACAGCUACCAAACCCCGCCAGUUCGUUUCAACAAGACGAAGAGGAACCACGACCAGUAUCACGAAAGGGCUCAGUAUCCUAUGUCGAGUACGAUGCGUCCUUUGUCCACCAGGAAGAGAAUCACGAAGAUGAUGAUAGCUUUCCAUAUCGAGCCACCAAGUCAAAAAAGACAAAAUCCAAACCGACAAUCAAAUUACAUGUAUUUAACGAUGAAUCAUCUAUUGGCCCGCUGGACCCUCUCACACCUCGAACCAGACAUUUAUUAGAUAUCGUCAACUCCAGAGAUGUUGCCAUGAUCAGAGGCCUUUGUGGAGUAGGUCCCAAGAAGGCUAGAGACGUUGUUGAAUUUCUAGAGCUACAAAAUGAGGAUGACGGCGGUCAGAUCAAGACUUUACAGCAGCUCAGAGCAAUUCCAGGAUUGGGGAGCAAAACGGUAGAACGGGCGUAUGAUGGGAUUGGAUUGUUGGUUUGA